Molecule: messenger RNA, 1642 nt
Organism: Aptenodytes forsteri (emperor penguin)
Lineage: Eukaryota; Metazoa; Chordata; Aves; Sphenisciformes; Spheniscidae
Gene: BLZF1
Product: basic leucine zipper nuclear factor 1
Exons: 7
Coding region: 83-1276 (397 amino acids)
Biological process (GO): Golgi to plasma membrane protein transport; Golgi organization
Cellular component (GO): Golgi membrane
Source: RefSeq, a predicted model, not a curated record
GGGUAACGUCCAGCUUUCGCUUACCGGCAAGCUGCGUGGUUGAGUCUUAUGUAGUUAGGAAGAGCUGACUGCUAAAGAGAAAAUGACAUCUCUAGAAAAAGUUGAUGAUGCCUCGUCACCCAUCCGAGGACCUGGAGAUGGCAUGGAAACAGAGCAGACAGCUGAAUCGGUGGAAGUAAUCACUGGAGCCAACACUACGAACCAUCACAUCCACCACAGCCCACCUAAAAAGACAGUCUCCUCCUUGAGUCCUGGAGUUCUGCAGCUAGGGAAAGUACAUGCUGAUAAAUCAGUGGAGAUUGAAGCUAUUCGUAUAUUAGUCCCCAAAGCAGCUAUCACCCAUGUUGUUCCAACUAGAAAUGCUAAGGUAGCUAAAUCAGUGGGACAUAAAGGAGACACGUUCCAUCAGUCAGAUGGAGCUGCAGAUCCCAAGAAAGAACAGCUAGAGCUGAAAAAUGCAAUUGAAAAGCUAAAGAAUUCAGAAAAGCGGUUGUUACAGGAUAAAGAAGGUCUCUCUAAUCAGCUGCGUAUACAGACAGAGGUGAAUCGGGAGCUGAAGAAAUUACUUGUUGCUUCUGUUGGGGAUGAUCUGGAGUAUCACUUUGAACGGAUGGCUCGUGAGAAAAAUCAGCUAAUCCUAGAAAAUGAAGUCCUGGGCCGGAAUAUGUCUCAGUUGUCUGAACAAUUAGAGCGCAUGUCUAUACAAUGUGAUGUGUGGCGAAGCAAAUUCCUAGCGAGCAGGGUUAUGGCUGAUGAGCUAACCAAUACCAGAGCAAUUCUUCAGCGUCAAACCAGGGAUGCGCAAAGUGCAAUCCAGGACUUGCUGAAUGAACGUGAUCAGUUCCGUCAAGAGAUGAUUGAUACACAGAAGCUGCUGGAGGAGCUGAUGGUUUCCCUUCAAUGGGGGAGACAACAGACAUACUAUCCUAGUGCCCAACCUUACACUACAACAGAGCUAGCAGCUGUGAAUUGUAAGCUAGCCAAAGCUGUAAGCUCGCAUCUUCUUGGAAAUGUUGGCACUAACAGUCCAAAAAAGACUUCAACAGCUGUGGAGUUUUGCAAUACCCCUGCUGAGAAAAUGGCUGAAAUGGUGCUACGUGUACUGGAUCCAGCUGCACGUACAGAAACAACAACAGAAGUUUCUUUUUCUGAGACUUCUCCAUCCUCCUUCCUUUCCACAAAGAAGAAUAUCGGAAGGUUUCACCCCUAUACAAGAUACGAAGAUGUAACUUUCAAUUGUUGCAAUCACUGUCAAGGAGAGCUGAUCGCCCUUUAAGAACACAGCCAAUGCAACUGCACAUGCACUCUAUCUGAAGAGUUACACUAUUUGACGUUCAGCAGGCUUCACUUUUUCCUAUUUCUUUCCGUAAUGGGUGGGUUUAACAUUGGAAAUUACGCAGUUUCUGCUUCUCUACCUCUUGAAGCUAGUGACUGACAGGAUUUCCUUAGCCUCUGGGAUACUUGUACUACUUUUCAGUCUGGAAAGCUACUUAUUUUCUUCUACAAAGGCAAGACCAAAAACGUUGUGCUGGUCCAAUUUGUAGAGCAUAGAGAUGCCCUUGACAAUUUAAGGUUCACGGUCUUACCAGCAAAUCUCAAUGAAUUUCUCUUUAGGGGGAGACGAAAGCAUAACUAUACCAAA